Anthonomus grandis grandis is the source of this 459-nucleotide messenger RNA. RefSeq names its product flexible cuticle protein 12-like. The record is from RefSeq and is a predicted model, not a curated record. Bases 82 to 408 code for a protein of 108 amino acids. The transcript is spliced from 3 exons. Lineage: Eukaryota; Metazoa; Arthropoda; Insecta; Coleoptera; Curculionidae. Gene Ontology annotation, molecular function: structural constituent of chitin-based larval cuticle. Gene Ontology annotation, cellular component: chitin-based extracellular matrix.
UCAGUUGGAUAUAAGGAGCUUUUUUUUCACAUCGGUCAUUACAUCAGUUCGUGUUAUCAGCUGAAGAAUUAUCACAUCAUCAUGAAAGUAGCAAUCGCCCUGUUCGCUCUCGUAGCCGUAGCCGUAGCUGCGCCCCAAUCCAACCUAGACAAAGAUGCCCAAGUGUUAAAAUAUGAAAAUGAUAACAUUGGAGUCGAAGGAUUUAACUGGGCGGUAGAAACUAGUAACGGUAUCUCCCAACAAGAACAAGGACAAUUGAUCAACGCCGGAUCUGAAAACGAAGCUAUCGCUGUCCGUGGUUCGUUCAGAUACACCGCCGCUGACGGUCAAGUCUAUGAAGUGACAUACGUAGCUGACGAAAACGGUUUCCAGCCGCAAGGAGCUCAUUUACCCGUUGCACCUCAAUAAGUUCUUAGCGUUAAUUUUUUUUGUUAGAAAAUAAAUGAUAAAAGUUUAAAA